Molecule: messenger RNA, 1565 nt
Organism: Dimorphilus gyrociliatus
Lineage: Eukaryota; Metazoa; Annelida; Polychaeta; Dinophilidae
Source: the annotation of a GenBank genome assembly
GAGAGAGAGAGGGAGAAAAGAGAGCAAACUAACAAGAAAACAUAGAUAUAUACAAAAAAGAACUUACUUCGGAGAAGUAAUCGGUUAGACUGUUGUGUUGAUUAUUUUUGUGGUUUGUUUUCAAGAAAUAUAAUAAUCAACUUAACAUAUUCGUCGGGUCUUGUCAAAAUGCAAACACAAAUUUUUACGAUGUGUGGAAAACGUGCUGUAGAAAGAAUAUAACCGGUUUAUUAGUUCGAGCGAGAGAAAAGGGGAGAGAGUAAAUUGACUUUGAACGAGCAGUCUUUAACUAGAUCACGAACUGGCUUGACAACAUGACAGCACAAAUAAUGGAUCCAAUUUAUUUUCAAUCGAAUGGUGACCGAUUCUAUUACUAUCCUGAUUCGGAGGAACGAAGGGCGAUGCUGAAUCAGCAAAGAGAACUUUUUAAACCGUGGAGGCAAUUUAGCCCAAUUCAGAAACGUAAUAACAAUGGAACUUUCUAUCAAGAUCUCAACAAAGUGACAUCAGACAUUGCAGAAUCGGUUCGAAUGAUGAAAUAUUGGGCGAUGUACUUGCCUAAAAGACCUAUCAAUGGUCUUUUAAAGUCUCGAAAGAGAGUUCCAAGAUAUCACAGUCAACUUCCAACGAAUAAAGUCGUCUCUCGAUGUGAAGGUGUUCAUUUUUCCGAAGACCAAGUUACACCUCUGGAACCUAAUGAAGGCACAAAAAAGCCCUUUUACACAGCAACUUUAGAAAAGAAUAGUAUUCCUGAUCAUCUUCGACAGAAGGAGGUCUCUGUUUUAUGCCUUUACAAAGCAAGACGUUCAAAAUACUAUUUGGAACAAAGGAAAAAAGAAGAAGAGAUAAGAAAGAAUAGAAGACCUGUCUGGCAAACGGUUGAUUUCAAUGGAUUAAUUAAACUAAGAGACAAAGAUAAAUUUAAAUCUGCUUCUAAUUAUCUUCCAUCUAAAAAGGAUGAUCAAAAGAACAAAUCUCUUAGGUCAAAGAGUGUUGUCGAAGUAAGCCGAAAAACCUUUACUUUGCCACAGGAAGCCUCCAUUCAAAGACACGAGAAAGGCGAACUUCUGAAAGGUAGUAAAACAAUUAGAUCAAGUCCGAGACCUCAAUCGAAAGGAUCUCGUGAACAAUCUCCAGUUUUAUCAUUCUUCAACAAAAACAUCCAAUCAAUUCCUAUAAUCGAAAAAUCGAAGAGCUUUCACAAGCUAAUACCAUCUCAAAAUUCUUUUACGGUACCCAAUCAAAGAAAACCUUACUUGAUUCAACCAUUAGAAAAAUCCAAAACUGAAUUACCGACAAUAAACUCAAAGAAAACGGUAGAAAAUAAUAACUCGGCUAAUAAUAACCAGUUUUCGGUUCAAAAACAAGGAACAUCUUCUUGUACAAAAUUGAAUUUAAGCUUGAAACCAUCAAAUUCAAAUCUGGAGAAGAAAAUUACUGAAAAUAUUGACAAAAAGCAAGGCGACGAAUUAUACAAUAAUUUUCAACAUGUCAAAUUUAAUAAAAAACAGAUAAAAGAGAAUAAAAAGCAUAAGAAAUCAAAUAAUGAUAAAGAAAAAGAAUGA